AGUCGCAGUUUCUCCCAUCUUCUUCUUCUUCACCCUUCUAUAACAACAGAAUAAAAAGAGGGGGAAACAGAGAAAUUCAAAUUAAUCUGUUUCGUUUUUUUCCCUGAUUUGAUUUUGAUCCCCUCUCUCUAACUUUUCUUCUUCCAUUAAAAUCCAUGGCUUCCAGAGUAGUUCUUCCUCAAAAUGUUGAAGGUAAUAAUAAUGGCGGAAUCAAGCAAAAGAACGCAGCAGAAGGACAGGGCAGAAACAGAAAAGCUUUGAAUGAUAUUGGUAAUCUUGUUACAAUUCGAGAUGUUGAAGGCAAACUACAAAGACCCAUUACAAGGAGUUUUGGGGCCAAAUUACUUGCUAAUGCACAGGCUGGUGGAGAUAACAAGAUCAAGAAGGCUGCCCCAGGAGUGGCAGGAAAGGCAGUGGUGGUGCCGGUGGUGCCAAAGCCACCGACUAAGAGGGCGGUCCCGACUACGAAACCGAAAUCAGUGGAAGUGAUUGAGAUAAGCCCUGAUACAGAAGAUAAGAAACAGGAGAAACCAGAGAAAUUGGUGACUCAGAAUGAAAGAUCAGUUGGUUAUAAGAAGAAGAAGAAGGUUCCUAGUAUGACUGCUCUACUUACUGCUAGGAGCAAGGCUGCUUGUGGUCUGACUAACAAGCCAAAGGAACAAGUAGUUGACAUUGAUGCAUCUGAUGUUGAUAAUGAGUUAGCUGUGGUUGAAUAUGUUGAAGAUAUCUACACUUUCUAUAAGAUAGCAGAGAAUGAGAGUCGGCCUUGUGACUACAUGAAUUCGCAACCCGAAAUCAACGAAAAAAUGAGGGCUAUCUUAGUUGAUUGGUUGAUUGAAGUGCACAACAGAUUUGAGCUUAUGCCUGAGACCCUUUAUCUGACCAUUAACUUGGUUGAUCGGUUUCUUUCGUCGAAAUCUGUCCCAAGGAGAGAAUUGCAGCUUCUGGGUAUUGGUGCUAUGUUGAUUGCCUGCAAGUAUGAGGAAAUCUGGGCUCCUGAGGUUAAUGACUUUGUGAGCAUAUCAGAAAGGGCAUACAGCAAUGAACAAAUUCUGAAAAUGGAGAAGGCCAUACUAGGCCAGCUAGAGUGGUACAUAACUGUUCCUACCCCAUAUGUUUUCCUUUCGCGAUACAUCAAGGCCUCGAUUCCUGAUGGUGAAAUGGAGAACUUGGUCUACUUCCUAUCUGAGCUUGCUCUGAUGCACUAUGGCUCCAUCUCCUUUUGCCCAUCCAUGGUUGCUGCCUCGGCUGUCUAUGUUGCUCGGCUUACCUUGUUCAAGGCACCUGGUUGGACCGAGACCCUCAGAACUCACACCGGGUUUUCAGAGUCACAACUCAUGGAUUGUGCAAAGAUGCUGGCAAACCUGCACUCAGUAGCCCCAGGACACAAACUGCAGACUGUGUACAAGAAAUACUCAAAGCCUGAGAAAUGUGCUGUGGCUAUGUGCUCACCACCCAUGUCUCUCUUGGUUCUGUCCUCAUCAUAGCUUGGUGAUGAUCGGUUAUGAUUCUUUAGAUUAACUUUUGUCAUUGCUGAUGACAGCAUAGAAAACUUAUCUAGUGUGAUUUCUCUCUUAUGUUGAUGAAAAUUAUACAACUCAUCAAUAUACGGAGUAUAAUGUAUUGUCUAAUAGUUGAGCAGUUUUUGAUCACCUUAAUUUUUGGAGUUUGCUCUCAAUGGUAAAAGUUAUAAAAAAAAUUAGACAAAUUAAACAUGAUGUAACAACAGCUUAAUUACAAUCUGGUUUCAAUAUUAAAAAAAAGUUAGGCAAAUUAGAAUCAUGGAGCAUUUUGC
Molecule: messenger RNA, 1795 nt
Organism: Chenopodium quinoa (quinoa)
Lineage: Eukaryota; Viridiplantae; Streptophyta; Magnoliopsida; Caryophyllales; Amaranthaceae
Product: G2/mitotic-specific cyclin S13-7-like
Exons: 9
Coding region: 156-1487 (443 amino acids)
Biological process (GO): regulation of cyclin-dependent protein serine/threonine kinase activity; mitotic cell cycle phase transition
Cellular component (GO): centrosome; cytoplasm; cyclin-dependent protein kinase holoenzyme complex
Molecular function (GO): cyclin-dependent protein serine/threonine kinase regulator activity
Source: RefSeq, a predicted model, not a curated record